GUAUACCAGAUGCUUCUGCUCGGUUGGACAUCCUUCAAGUCCUCCUCAAAAAGACGCCACACGAAGUAACGCCCGAGCAACUUCAAACGAUCUCAAGUCAGACACACGGAUAUGUAGGGGCUGAUCUGGCUGGCCUGGUGCGAGAGGCCGGCACAAUAGCCAUCAAACGUAUCCUCGCUGCAGACUCCUCUACCGAAUCGUCAGCCGAUCCUUCCCAGUCAAUCCUCUUUUCCGACUUUACCCAUGCCCUCCCUCACACGUCGCCUUCUGCACUGCGUUCAUUGGUGCUCGAAACUCCCAGAGUACCUUGGUCGUCUAUCGGGGGCAUGUCUGCAAUCCGUGCCAAGUUGGUCGAAGCGAUCGAAUGGCCACUACUCUACCCCGAAACUUUAACACGGUUGGGAGUGAAACCGACAAAAGGUGUCUUGCUCUAUGGUCCACCAGGAUGUAGCAAGACGCUUACCGCUAAAGCACUGGCGACAGAAAGUGGGAUCAACUUUUUGGCGGUGAGAGGAGGGGAGGUGCUCAACAAAUUUGUGGGCGAGAGUGAACGGGCGGUCAGGGAGAUAUUUUCCAAGGCUCGUGCUGGAGCGCCGUGCAUCGACGAGAUUGAUGCACUAGGAACCGCAAGGGGGGAAGAUGGUAGAACAGGGGCACACGAGGGAGUGCUCACGAGCAUGCUCAAUGAAAUGGAUGGGAUACAGGACCUCCAUGGAGUCAUUGUCGUGGCAGCUACGAAUAGACCCGAUGUCAUGGACUCUGCACUGAUGAGACCUGGACGGCUAGACAAGAUCUUGUAUGUCGGUCCGCCCGACUUGGCGGGUCGGGAAGAGAUCCUCAGGAUUCGGACGAGGGAAAUGACGAUUGGACCAGGUGUCGACUUUCAAGAGUUGGCUGGGAUGACCGAAGGAUGCUCAGGAGCCGAGUUGGCGGCGGUCUGCCAAGAAGCGGCCAUGAUUGCAAUGCGAGAGGAUGUGCACGCCCCGUUUGUGUCCAAGGAGCAUUUCCUAACAGCGGCACGAAAGGCUCGUCGGGGGAUCACUCUGGCAGUCAUUGAAAAAGAGAGUGGCUUAGAAGUUCUUGUUGACUUCUUGUUGAGCGACACCCUUGUCGUGUUGGGCAUUGCUGCAAAAAGGAGUAAGAAACUGUGCGGCGGUACACCAGACGAAUCUACUCACCCAGAGGCCU
Molecule: messenger RNA, 1188 nt
Organism: Acaulospora colombiana
Lineage: Eukaryota; Fungi; Glomeromycota; Glomeromycetes; Diversisporales; Acaulosporaceae
Source: the annotation of a GenBank genome assembly